Messenger RNA from Naegleria gruberi, 2071 nucleotides. RefSeq lists its product as uncharacterized. The transcript is spliced from 3 exons. Lineage: Eukaryota; Heterolobosea; Eutetramitea; Acrasida; Naegleriidae. The record is from RefSeq and is a predicted model, not a curated record. Bases 528 to 2027 code for a protein of 499 amino acids.
AGGAAGUUAAUUCUAAACUUCAACAAGAAAUUGUCAGUCUCAACAAGGAAAAGGCCUCAUUGGAGCAAUUAAAUGUUACUCUCAACAGUGAUUUGAUUAAUUCACAUGAACAAGAAAAGGAAAGAGCCAAGAAGGUCAAUGAGCUGGAAUCGACAUUGUCCCUACUUGAUGAUGACAAGAAGAGACUCGAACUUCUCAUCAAGGAAAAUGAAACACUCUCCGAGGAACGUGUUCGUACUGCUUUGAAUGAAUCCGAGAGUAAGGAUGCUCGUAUCACAGAGUUGGAACAACAAAAACAAGAUCUCACUACUCAUGUGGAAGAGUUAAAGACUAAAAUCAGUGAUAUUACCAAUAACCAAUCCAAUUAUGAUCAACAACUUGUGUCUGAAAUUGAAAAUCAAAAACAAUUAAUCACACAAAAAACACAAGAAUUGGAAGAGAGAAAUGCUAAAAUUGUGGAAUUGGAUAGCCAUGUCCAAAAAUUACAACAAGACCUCUCUAAUGAAAAGGAACAAAGCACUAAGAGUAUGAAUGAAAUCACAUCACAAAUUGAAGCACUCAAAUCAGAAUUAUCUGCAGCCACUGAGAGUCAUGCUAUAGUUUUGAAUGAAAAGACCACACUCCAGAAUGAUAUUCAAAUUCUUGAAAAUGAUAAGAAUCAAUUAAGUAUCCAACUUAAAGAAAUUCAAGGACACCACGAAAGCCUUCAAGCUUCUAUUUUGGAAAAUGAAAAACAAAAACAAGGUUUGCAAACAUCUCUAUCAGAAUACGAAAUCAAAAUCGCUCAAAACUCUGAACAAAUUAACUUGUUACAGGCACAAAUCGAAAGUCUCAAACAAGUUGAAACACAACUCCAAAACUUGAAAUCUGAAAAUGAACAAUUACAACAACAAGCCACCUCUUAUACCGAGUUAUUAAAGAAGAGAGAGGGCGAACUUACCAAUCAACAAGAAAAAGAACAACAAUUGUUACACCAAAAGGAAGAGGAGAUUAAAAGUAUUCAAACCAAAUAUCAAGAAAGUAUCAAAAAGAGAGAUGUCAAAUUGAAUAACAUGGAAAGCGAAAUCCAAGAAUUGAAGAAAGCCUUGGAAUCUGCCACCUCUGAAAAGAAUCUUCUUAAUACAACUAUUGAACAACAAAAGAAGACAUUUGAAGACAAACUUGACGAUAUUAAUACACGACACCAAGAAGAAAAGAAGAAUCAAGAAAAGCUAGCAGCAUCUCUUACAGAAACAUUGAACGAAAAGAAUACUUUGGUGGAAAAACUCAAGAGUGAAAAGAAUGCCCUAGUUGAAGAAAGAUCUCAAUUGAAAGCUAAAGAGGAACUUUUACAAACAACCAUUGAACGCUAUCGUGCCGAAACAGAGGUGGAAUCCAAUAAUAAUAAGAAGAAGGGUGUUAAGCGUGAUUCUCAAGAUGAUACUGCACCAACAUCUUCCUCAACAAUGGACCCUCCAAAGAAGAAGGUAAAGAAUGACACACCUGCUAAGAAAGAAUUCAAAGUUAUAUUUUCUGGUUUUAAUGACAAGAUUGCCAAGUAUACUAAUGCUUUCAAGAAGACUUUGGAGGAUUAUGUUAAGGAAUUAGGAGGAGUUAUUGUUGACGAUGUAGAUAUGGGAGCAACACAUGUUGUAGCACCACCUGGUGUCAGAACAAUCAAGGUUCUCCAGGCAGCAGUUGCACACAUUUGGAUCAUGAAUCCUGAAUGGCUUGAGGAAUGUAAGAAACAUUCCAAGCUUGUUGACGAAUCUUCUUUUGGUAAACUGAGAGAGGAAGAAUUAUUUAAGGGAAAGAAUGUCGGUUUUACUGACGCAUUUAAAAAGGAAUGUGAUAAUUCAAAGUAUAAGGCUCAAAAAAGAAUGACCAAUGCCAAAACUCUUGUGGAAGGAGGGUCAGGAGCUGUUACUGAAAUGGAAGAAGCUGAAUUGAUUUUAGUGUCUGCUGAGGAAAGUCUUUCUGCAAACGGUAAAACAAAGAGAGUUUUUACUUGGGAAGGAUUCCUUGAUUACAUUUUCCCAAAGAAUUAAUAUUUUUCUAGCUUGUAAAUAAAUAAUUUAUUUUGAUUCCUCCU